GGCCGUUUGAGAAUCCUGUCCGCCGCUGGGUCCGCCUGCGGGAGAAGGCGCGGCAGUUCGCUGAGCUCCCGCCACCGCGGCGCGUUCCCAUCCCAAAGCCAGCUCGGCCGAAGCUUCUGCAGGCUGUGGAGGGUGUGCCACGUGUCAGCCCGGAGGCCCUGCAGCGCCGCCUAGAUUUCCUCCUCUCCGAUGCAGCGGUAAAGCAGCAGCUGGCUGCUCCGCUUCGGCCGGGCUUGAGCCCCUACUUUGUGGAAUUCCAGUGCUGGAGCAGGCAGCUGCGUGAGAUUCGACGCGUCUACCGGGCUCAGUACCUCCAGAAACUGGCUGAGGUCACGGAGAUAGAAAGAGCCCGUGAGGCUGAGCUGUACCAGAAAGAGAGGCAGCAGCGGCAGGAAAGGAAGCAGGCCCAUCUGCAGCGCAUCGGCGAGGACAUGAAGCGCAAGGCGAUCUUGCGCGAUCGCAAGCGCAUUGAGUCCAAGGUGAACGAGGCGAUCGAGAUGGCACGAAGAUCCAAGCUGAAGCGCCAGCGCCUGUUUUGGUUUCGGCGCAUGGAAACACUAUCAAAGCUUGUAGUGUCUUCCGACAACUUGGAGGAAGCUUUUGCCACAUUCCCAGAUGGCUCCCAGGCGGCUGGGACCUCGGCCAGCACCACGGCCAGCCCUUCGGGCGUUCUCCUGAGCCGCAACGUCUCCAUCCCCUAUCUGCUUCGUCAGUUUGGAGGAUCCAAGACCGAUCCACAGCAGAAAAACAGACGAAUUCCGGGCAUCGACAACGUGAAGCGAGAGAUUCUGCAAAUGUCCUACGACAUCCUGGGCGAGGAUGAAGAGCGCUACGAGGCGGAGGUUCCGCAGGAAGCAGAUUGGAGGGACCGUGCCAAGCAGCUCUACAGUGAUAGCAUCUUCGACCACAAGCAGAAGAUGGCUCUUCUUGACUCGAAGAUUGCCAUGCUGAAGGGGUUGCAGGAGCUUGAGAAGCAGAAAGGAGAUGAGCAAGUGAUCACCGCCAAGCUAAUCGAUGAGCUGGAGGCCGUCAAGUUGGCCGAAGAGGAAGCUGCCCAGGAUGACGAGCUGCGGGUAAAGGCUAAGGAAGCUCGAGGGAAAGAUCCGCCUGGACUUCCGCCUUACGAUGCAGCCUCACGGAUGGGCGAUACUUGA
Messenger RNA from Symbiodinium pilosum, 1154 nucleotides. Lineage: Eukaryota; Dinophyceae; Suessiales; Symbiodiniaceae. The record is from the annotation of a GenBank genome assembly.